AAUUUCAAGGUACACAAUUUACCGCAAAAGGGCGUGGAUAUUUAUCAAGCGGUAAUUAAUUGGAACGUUGCGCAAUUAUAUUGUUCACUUUUCCCAGGAAUCAGGAUUGAUAGCGUUUUACUAAUCGUAUAAUCGUUGCCUUCUGUGUUCGUUCGAAGAAUAGACAGAAUUUAAGUUGAAAAAAAGCGCAGGUUUUUGUCGAUUUAUUUCGAUAGCAGCUUUUUAAUAUUUUUUUUUUUUUAAUUUCAGCGACGGAAAAUUUCAUUGGGAAAUAUUCCUAUCGGUGACAGCGACCGGAAAAACAAGAGCAAUUAAUCGUUCGAAAUAUUUUUCAAAUAUUAUCGAGUUCAUCUACAUCACUAUAUUUUGGCGACAAUAAAAUUAUAGUAUGUUGUCGUUAUUCGCCAGACUCUGUAAAACUAUUUUUACCUCGACAUUGCCAAUUCUCCGGCGCACAACUCGACGUUGUUGCUCAUGAUAGUGAUCAUUUCAUUUAAUUUCGCAAAUAUUUUUGCAAUAUUGUUACAUUUUAUAAUUUUCAUUUCACUUCAAACAUUGCUUAAAGGUUGAAACCGGUACCGGAAACCCAAGAUUUUGACAAAUUGAAUCAUCGCAUAGCAAAGAGUAGGUAAAUCACAUUUUCCCAAUGAAAAGUUUCCUGGUUUUAUAUGGCAUCGUUCUUUGGAUGAUUUCAACGACAAGUUGCGGGUUGUUCGAGACAUUAACUAACGUUGAUUUAUUGGUAUGGCCGACGAUCAAGGGCCAUGUCGAAGCUGGCAAUAUAACUCUCUUCAAAAUAAUUGAUCUACAGUCGCUUGAUAUAAGUUUGUCUUCGAAGUGGGGCGACGCUGAUUUAUAUGUAUCUAACAGUAAUCAAUUACCGACGUACGAACCAAAUUCAUACAUUCUUCACUCUGCAACUUGCGGUAUCGAUAGAGUUCAUGUUCAUAGACGUAUAAAAAGACCUAUCUACGUUUCGGUUUACGGUCAUCCGUCGUACAAAGUUUCCGUUUAUGAAUUGAGCAUCAUCGACAGGCCAAGUACUCAGGAUGAUGAUAUUGAUUUCGAGUUAUUGGACGUGAGCGAAUAUUCGCCUUCAGCUUCAUUCUACAUCGAAAGAACGUGAAGUUGAGAUACUCGUAGUUGAACUUUGAAGACUGAAGUUAUACCUAUCAUUUCAAUUUUUUUAUUCAGUAGACAAUGUUACAUUAAUCAAUAAUAAUUAUCUACAAUAUUGUCAA
Molecule: messenger RNA, 1241 nt
Organism: Planococcus citri (citrus mealybug)
Lineage: Eukaryota; Metazoa; Arthropoda; Insecta; Hemiptera; Pseudococcidae
Product: UPF0669 protein C6orf120 homolog
Exons: 4
Coding region: 647-1126 (159 amino acids)
Source: RefSeq, a predicted model, not a curated record